Molecule: messenger RNA, 1452 nt
Organism: Passer domesticus (house sparrow)
Lineage: Eukaryota; Metazoa; Chordata; Aves; Passeriformes; Passeridae
Gene: C22H1orf50
Product: chromosome 22 C1orf50 homolog
Exons: 4
Coding region: 1-744 (247 amino acids)
Source: RefSeq, a predicted model, not a curated record
AUGUCCGAACGUCGGCCAAACCGCGGCGCCAGCCAGCCGGGCAGCGGAGCGAUACUAACCCCGCCCCCUCCGCCCCGCCCGCCGGCCAAUCAGCGACAGCAGAGCCCCGCCAUGGCCGCGUCCCUCACCGAGCGUGCUGACGCCUCAGCGGAAGCCGCUCCACCGGGCGGAAGCGGGGGGUUGUGGCUGUCCAUGGCGGAGGGCGGCGCGGAGCCCGGGGAUGACGCACCCGGCCCCGGUCCCGGUCUCGCCCUGGUCGAGGGUAGCGCCGGCCGUGCCGGCCGCGUCGGUGACCCCGGGGACCUAGUGGCCCUGGCCCAGCAGGUGCAGCAGGCCAAUGACUUUGUUCGAGCAAAUGCCUGCAGCAAACUGACAGUCAUCGCUGAGCAAAUCCGGCACCUGCAGGAGCAGGCGCGGAAGGUCUUAGAUGAAGCUAACAGGGAUGCUGAUCUGAACCACGUGGCCUGCAACCUUGUGAAGAAGCCAGGAAAUGUUUACUACAUGUACAGGCGGGAGAGUGGGCAGCGGUAUUUCUCCAUCCUGUCUCCUAAGGAAUGGGGUACCACUCCCCAUGAAUUUAUUGGUGCCUAUAAGCUCCAGCAUGACAUGUCCUGGACUCCGUUUGAGGACAUAGAGAGACGAGAUGCUGAAAUAACUGUCCUGGAGAAGCUCCUGAGCCAGCAGGCAGCACUGCCCCUGUGCAUGGAGCCCAACUUCCAGGGCCUGACCAAGUCACACAAGUGACCACACAGGACCCCCUGAGCAGAGUCCCUGAGCAAGGAGACACAGUGCCUGUACCCUGACAAAGGCAGGGUGGAAAGAGACCAAGAAACAAAAAUGCUGAUUUCUUUUGUGCUUUAAGAAGACUAAUUCUGCAUUCAGUCUUACUGGAUUUUCUAGUAGUUGAAUAAUUUGCUUCAUUGACCUAUGCUAAGCUGUAGCAAGAGGCAGGUGAUACCAGGAGGUGUGAGCUCUAAGAGUGCUUGGAGCAAAAAGCAGAAAUGCUUGGGGCAGAUGUGCUAAUGCUGUAAAAUAAUAUCUCCUAUCUGCCUGGCUCUGGUGUACCUCACUGUGAGUGCAUCAGGUAAUGAUCUCAAGGCUGCAUUUUCCCCCUUAUUAAAAUGCACAUGUUUAGAGAGCUCUGUGGCCUGGGAAGAGUCGUCAACAGCCUGUGCAAAGGGUCUGCUGUGAUGAGUCCUCUGGUCUCUGUCCUAGCAGGUCUGAAUCCCUGAGCUGGGACGAUGAGGUGCCCAGAAGCUCUUUUCUCUGGAAAGAACAUCCGCAAAAGCACCAUGCAGGCUUCAGGUGCUCUUCAGAUGAUGUGUACCUUGUGCAUUCCCCCUUGGAUUUGAGUGCAUGAGCUGCCAGGCAGAGUUAGGAUACUGGAGGACUUUGUGCCAGAGCAGUGGGGAGAGUAAAAUAAAGCAACCGUGAUCUCACAUGUACCACCAA